CUGGAGCUCUUGCUUUACGAGUUACCGUAGAACAUGCAAGCUGUGAAGGAAACUUUGAGCAACGCCAAACUUCGUCCAACGAAGAUGAUUCAACCCAAUUCUUCGAACCUUCUCCAAAACCUCACCCUUGGCUGCAUGCUUGGAUUGCCAGGGCAUUUCCGCGGACUACAAAGUCUACCGAGCUCCCAUCGAACCAACACUCUGUCAUUUGCACACAACUGCGAUGGCAAGAUUUCAUCUAAUCGGUCAACAUGUACCAAGGGUAUAGAUGCCUUGCUGGCGUUUCCUGGUCCACAUGUCAGCAGCCAGUUGCGUCACACAACUUGAUCAUCAGACCUGCCGGGGUAGCUCAAUCGGUAGAGCGUGUGGCUCUUAUCUACUGUAUAAGCACGGACACCUCAAGGUCGCGGGUUCGAGCCCCGCCUUCGGCUAUUCCUAUAAACACCGCUGUCCAUUCCUUUUGCACUAUCUCGAUAGGGGCUAGAAACUCCAUUUUUGAUGUUUU
This is a messenger RNA of Aureobasidium pullulans EXF-150, 505 nucleotides long. RefSeq lists its product as uncharacterized. The coding region runs from base 34 to 327 and encodes 97 amino acids. The record is from RefSeq and is a predicted model, not a curated record. The transcript is spliced from 2 exons. Lineage: Eukaryota; Fungi; Ascomycota; Dothideomycetes; Dothideales; Saccotheciaceae.